AUGUCUGAAGGAACUACAAAGAAGAACAUUCCUGAUUACACAGGAGCAGGAGAAUUGAUUGAAGAAAUGAAACAUGCUGGAAAAUCUGAGGAUAUACUGGAGAGCAACAAGAAAAAGACUAUCUAUGAGCAACAAGAUAGUUACAGACAACAGAGACAUUUAGGCCAAAUGUCACCUGAGAGACAAGAUUACUUUGACACUAAGGCUAAAAAGAAGAAAGGUGCAAGAAGCUAUGCUGACAUCCAUGCAGAGAGUAGUACUGAGAAUCAGACAGAAGGAGCUCACAAGAACCUUAAGAGAGCAAGAAUGGAUGAAGGGUCAGAGAGUAUGACUAAGAGCAUUGAAGAUAUGAGAAAAGGAGGAUCAAUUAAGAUUAAGUCGGUGAAACCUCCUCCACCACCAAAGAAUUGGGAUGAGAUGGAAGGAGAAAAGAAGCCAACUACUAGUACUUUUACAACACCAUCUGGUAAAACUCCAUCCAAAUGGGACACUCCAAAGAGAGUUGGAGCCACUCCAACAAGAUCUAAAUGGGAGAUGACUCCCUCCGGAACCCCAUCAAAAGGAGGUAGGUUUGGAGAAACCCCAACUCCAGGAAGAAUGAGCACAGGAGGAUUUAUGGGUGAAACACCCACUCCUGGAAGAAUGAUAAUGACUCCUUCAGGAUCCAUUAAGUCAAGAUGGGAUGCUAAGCCUGAAGGAACUCCAUCUAGGCCAGGAACAACUCUUGGAUCUUUUGCUGCUACACCUACAGCAAAUGAAGUUUUGAGUAACUCCUUACCUUAUUGGAGCAGAGGGAUGAAAGAUGAUAGAAAUACUCCUCUGACUGAUGAAGAUCUGGACAAAAUUCUACCAAAGGAUGGUUAUGAGAUUAUUAAUCCUCCUGAAAGCUACAGACCCAUUAGGACACCUUCAAGAAAGUUAGAUGCUACUCCUAUGCAUCAGUCUACAGGUCAGUCCGGGUAUCAGGUUCCAACAGACACUGGAAAGCCAUAUGAGCUUGCUUCAAUGACUCCAAUUGAAGGAAAGGAUGGUCUUCCGUAUAUUAAGCCAGACGAGGUUGAUCACUUUUCAGCUCUGCUCACAGAGGUUGAUGAGAAGAAGCUCACAAAUGAAGAAAUUAGAGAAAGAAAAAUUAUGAUGCUGCUUCUGAAAGUCAAGAAUGGAACCCCUCCAAUGAGAAAGAUGGCUAUGAGAACUAUUACUGAGAAGGCAAAAGAGUUUGGAGCAGAAGCGCUAUUCAAACAGAUUAUCCCUCUUCUCAUGAGUCCUAGUCUUGAAGAACAGGAUAGACACUUGUUGGUUAAGGUCAUUGAUAGAAUUCUCUAUAAGCUGGAUGACCUGGUCAGGCCAUACACUCAUAAAAUCUUGGUGGUUAUUGAACCAUUGCUCAUUGAAGAAGACUACUAUGCUAGAGUUGAGGGAAGAGAGAUCAUUUCAAACCUUGCUAAGGCAGCAGGAUUAGCUACUAUGAUUUCUGCGAUGAGACAAGAUAUUGAUAACAAGAAUGAAUACGUCAGAAAUUGUACCUCCAGAGCUUUCGCUGUUGUAUGCUCUGCUCUAGGAGUUCCAGCUUGCCUUCCAUUCUUAAGAGCUGUCUGUAACAGUAAGAAGAGUUGGAUAGCAAGACAUACAGGUAUCAAGAUCAUCCAGCAAGUUGCUAUUCUUAUGGGAUGUGCUGUUCUUCCUCAUCUAAAGAACUUGGUUGAUAUCAUAAAGCAUGGAUUAAAAGACGAGCAGCAAAAAGUUAGAACCAUCACAGCCUUGGCUAUUUCAGCUCUUGCAGAAGCAGCUCAUCCAUAUGGUAUUGAGGCCUUUGAAGGAUCCUAUGCUAGCUCUAAAGGAAAUGACUGUGUCAUUAUUACUCUUUGGGAUGGUAUCUGCAUCUACAAAGGUAAAGCCCUUGCUGCUUUCUUAAAGGCUAUUGGAUAUAUUAUCCCAUUAAUGAACCCAGAUCAUGCUGGAAAGUACACAAGAUACGUAAUGGAUAUUCUCAAGAGGGAGUUCUCUAAUAAUGAAGAAGACAUGAGAAAAAUUGUUCUCACAGUUGUCAGACAAUGUGUUUCCACUGAGGGAGUCGAGGCUAAUUAUGUAAGAGAGGAUAUUAUUCCAGAAUUUUUCAGAUGUUUCUGGUCUAGAAAAUCUCCAUCCCUUAUUAGAAACUCAAAGCAGUUGGUUGAUACUACAGUAGAGAUUGCCGCAAAGGUUGGAGGAGCUGAAAUCCUUAGAAAAAUAAUUGAUGACCUUAAAGAUGAUAAUGAGAACUUUAGAAAAGUUGUGAUGGAAACCAUUGAGAAAAUCUGUGGAACCCUUGGAGUUGCUGAUAUAAACUCUAGACUCGAAGAAAAGAUCAUGGAUGGUAUCCAAUACGCAUUCCAAGAACAGUUGUCUGAUGAUACCUACAUCAUGCUUAAUGGGUUUGGAACAGUUGUCAACUGCUUUGGCACUAGAAUGAAGGCUUAUAUUCCUCAUAUAUGUGGUACAAUUCAGUGGAGAUUGACCAAUAGAUCUGCAAAGGUCAGACAGCAGGCUGCAGAUCUCAUUACAAGAAUUGCCGUUGUCAUGAAGAAGUGUAAUGAAGAAGGCCUCAUGGGAAGACUUGGUAUCGUCCUGUAUGAAAAUCUCUCUGAAGAGUAUCCAGAAGUGCUCGGCUCUAUUCUUGGAGGACUCAAGGCCAUUGUUAAUGUGAUUGGUAUGACUAAAAUGACUCCUCCUAUUAAGGAUCUUUUACCAAGACUGACCCCAAUCAUGAAAAAUAGACAUGAGAAAGUGCAAGAAAAUUGUAUUGAUCUUGUUGGAAGAAUUGCAGAUAGAGGGCCAGAAUUUGUAUCUGCAAGAGAGUGGAUGAGAAUCUGCUUCGAUCUGUUAGAUUUACUGAAUGCUCACAAGAAAGCAAUUAGAAGAGCUACUGUGAAUACAUUUGGAUAUAUUGCUAAGGCUAUUGGUCCUCAUGAUGUACUUGCUACUCUAUUGAAUAAUUUAAGAGUCCAGGAAAGACAGAACAGAGUAUGUACUACAAUUGCUAUUGCUAUUGUAGCAGAGACUUGUGGGCCAUUUACUGUUCUCCCAGCACUAAUGAAUGAAUACAGAGUUCCUGAAAUGAAUGUACAAAAUGGUGUAUUGAAAUCUCUAUCUUUCACAUUUGAAUAUAUUAGUGAAAUGGGUAAAGACUAUAUUUAUGCUGUGACUCCACUUCUUGAGGAUGCUCUUUGUGAUAGAGAUCUUGUCCAUAGACAGACUGCUAGUUCUGUUGUUAAGCACAUGAGUAUUGGAGUUGCAUAUCUUGGAUGUGAGGAUGCUCUUGCACAUCUUUUAAAUUAUGUCUGGCCAAAUAUCUUUGAAACCUCUCCUCAUGUAAUUGGUGCUGUACUUGAAGCAAUUGAAGGUUGUCGAUUGGCAUUAGGUCCUGGCAGGCUCUUAUUGUACAUCCUACAAGGUCUUUUCCAUCCUGCAAGAAGAGUUAGAGAGAUUUACUGGAAGAUUUACAAUAAUAUGUAUCUUGGAUCUCAAGAUGGGCUUGUUUCAGCUUUUCCUAACUUUGAAGAUGAACCUGACAACUCCUACAGAAGACAUGAACUUGAACUUUUUAUCUAAUAUAAUACCAAAUUCAAGCCAAUUG
Moneuplotes crassus is the source of this 3616-nucleotide messenger RNA. NCBI's taxonomy places the organism in Eukaryota, Ciliophora, Spirotrichea, Euplotida, Euplotidae. The record is from the annotation of a GenBank genome assembly.